This is a messenger RNA of Rubroshorea leprosula, 2264 nucleotides long. The record is from the annotation of a GenBank genome assembly. Lineage: Eukaryota; Viridiplantae; Streptophyta; Magnoliopsida; Malvales; Dipterocarpaceae.
AUCCGACUUCCGCAACUUCACUACCUUCUUCCAUUGUCCCUGACUCUUCGGUCUUCAAGAAAUGGUUACUCAGAAGUCUUCUAAUCCCAAGAAAAACGCAAUAGUUGUAUACACAAACCCUGAAAAUGAAGAGUCCGCGCUUGUUGUUCAAAGACAAGCAACCACUGCACCAAUUGUGUCAUCAUACAAUGAUCGAAUUCGACCAUUGUUAGAUGUGGUUGACAGGCUCAGGCACCUUCAGGUCAUGAAGGAAGGCAUACAGCUUCCAACCAUUGUUGUUGUUGGGGAUCAAUCUUCUGGGAAAUCCAGUGUUCUUGAGUCACUUGCAGGGAUUAGUCUUCCUCGUGGACAAGGUAUCUGCACUAGGGUGCCUCUUAUAAUGAGGCUGCAGAAUAAUUCUACCUCCACUCCAGAACUUUUCUUGGAGUACAAUGAGAAAGUGGUUCCAACUGAUGAGGAGCACAUUGCUGAUGCUAUUAAAGUGGCUACCGAGGAGAUUGCAGGCAGGGGCAAAGGUAUCUCAAAUGCUUCACUGACUCUGGUGGUGAAGAAGAAUGGAGUUCCGGAUCUUACAAUGGUUGAUCUUCCGGGCAUUACUAGAGUUCCUGUUCAUGGACAACCAGAAAACAUAUAUGAGCAGAUCAGAGAUAUUAUAAUGGAGUACAUAAAGCCAGAGGAAAGCAUUAUUCUGAAUGUUUUGUCUGCAACUGUUGAUUUUUCAACAUGCGAAUCAAUCAGGAUGUCGCGGCAAGUAGACAAGACCGGGGAUAGGACGCUGGCUGUGGUUACAAAGGCUGAUAAAGCACCUGAAGGGUUGCUAGAGAAGGUUACUGCUGAUGAUGUCAACAUAGGACUCGGAUAUGUCUGCGUGAGGAAUCGUAUUGGUGAUGAGUCUUACACUGAAGCUCGAGAGGAGGAAUUCAGGUUGUUUGAUUACCAUCCUCUUCUCUCAAAGAUUGAUAAGUCCAUAGUGGGGAUUCCUAUUCUAGCUCACAAACUGGUUCAAAUUCAAGCCACAAUCAUAGCUAGAUGCCUGCCGGAGACUGUAAGAAAGAUAACUGAGAAGCUGAAUGCAAAUGUGACAGAGCUGAACAGAAUGCCGAAAGCUAUGUCCUCAACAGCAGAGGCUUUGACAGCUUUCAUGAGGAUUAUUGGAAAUGCUAAGGAGUCCUUGAGAAAAAUCUUACUUAGAGGAGAAUUUGAAGAAUAUCCAGAUGAUGAAAAAAUGCACUGCACUGCUAGAUUAGCAGAGAUGCUGAACAAGUUCUCAGAUGAACUUCAGAGGAGUUCUGAGAAAUACUCAACAAAGAACUUCUUGAUGGAUGAAAUAAGGGUUUUGGAAGAAGCCAAGGGAAUAGGGCUGCCCAACUUCCUUCCUAGAACUGCUUUCCUCACUAUAUUGCAGGGCAAAGUCAAAAGUAUAUCGAGCAAUCCAGUUGGGUUUAUAGAAGAUGUAUGGGAGUACCUGGAGGAAGUGGUGGUAACCAUCUUGAUGUAUCAUUCAGACAACUAUCCACAGCUCCAGUUAUCUCUGAGGAGAGCAGCGCAUAAUCUGAUUGCCAGGAUGAAAGAUACUUCCCUCAGUAAGGUGAGGGAGAUGGUGGAGAUGGAGAAACUUGCGGAUUACACGUGCAAUCCAGACUACAUGACUGAAUGGAAUAACCUCAUGGCUCUCCAGGAUAACUUCAUCGAGGAGGUGCUUGACGAGAAGAAGGAAAGAGUUCAACUGGGUAUUUUUGGGGAGAUUGAAGUCGCUCACCUUAGGAUGUUUGCACUUGUUUUGCAGCAAGCUAUUGACUUGAAAAUGAGGAUGACUGCAUACUGGAAAGUAGUCCUGAGGAGGCUGGUGGAUUGCAUGGCUCUGCAUCUUCUAUUCAGUGUCAACAACCUUGUGGACAAGGACAUGGACACAGAAAUUGUUAAUGAGUUAAUGGGUCCACGCGGUGGGGGAAUUGAAAGAAUUUUGGAGGAAUCUCCAGCGCUUGCAGUAAAGCGCAAGAAGCUAACCAGCAGUAUCAACAUGCUCAAGGAAGCCAAGGAUGUUGUUGCCAACAUAAUGGACAGAAUUGCCGCGAAUGGCGAAGAGGUGGAUUGAUGAAAUGGGUUCGUAGUUCUGGUUGAUGCUUUUGCUUCAGAUUUCCUAAAAAAUGUUUGCAUCUGAAGUAAUAAAACAACAGUAGUUAUGGAAUGCAGCUUCUUAUUUCUUGUUUUCCUCCGUUCUUGAAGCUCUGAUCUUAUUGUGCUAAAAAAAGGAUGCUCCACUU